Molecule: messenger RNA, 4320 nt
Organism: Trypanosoma theileri
Lineage: Eukaryota; Euglenozoa; Kinetoplastea; Trypanosomatida; Trypanosomatidae
Exons: 1
Coding region: 1-4320 (1439 amino acids)
Molecular function (GO): protein binding
Source: RefSeq, a predicted model, not a curated record
AUGAAUCCCAGCGCCCGGCCGUGGUACCCGCCAGGAGAAGCGGCAACUAGUGUGCACACCACAACGGUGCGUCGUCAGAACGACCCGUACCAUUUCAGUGCUGUGCAACGACCACCAAUGCCACUAUGUGGUGAUUCCGACCUCAGUAGUAUCCGACUCGAAUCGCUGACCCUUGAAGGGGCGGCAGUGGCAGCAGGCGUGAUUCCUGCACCAGCUGCGGCAGUGGCACCAGCGCAGUGUAGUAGGAAGGGACCUUAUCGCAGUAAACCGCUUUUGGAACAGACCGUCCCACUUUUUUAUGAAACACGUAGGAACAAGCAGCACUGGAUGAUUGGAGGCUGGACGUCAGAGACAACACCCUUGCGGCUUAGCUCAGGAACCCCAUCUUCACUUGAGUCGCAAGGUGACUCACAGGAAAAUACCGCCACACAUACAGAAGACAUGUGCAACAAUGCAGCACCAAAGAUGUCGAUUCCUCUUCCUCGUUCUCAACGUCUUGCCGAGUCGAUCGCAAAUGCCAGUUCGCUCGCUCCCAAGACUCCUGGGUCUGCUGGUAAUAUCACAUUUACGACUACGAAUACGACUAGUACUACUACUGCUACUACUGCUUCUACUAUUAAUUCGACGAAGACAAAUACUACUAGAAUUACUAAUGCUGCAGCAUCUUCUGCUUCUGCUGUUGUUGCUGCUGCUGCUAAUACUUCUACUACUACUAAUGUUGCUUCUUCUGGCAAUAUUACUACCACAACAAUAACUACUACUACAGCUACUACAUCUACUACAGCUACUGCUAAUACUACUAGUAAUAGUAGUAUUAGUAGUACUACUACUAGUAGUACCACUACUAGAACUAAUGAUAGUGAAAAUGACAUUAAGAAUAAUGAUAAUAAUAAUGAGGCUGGUUGUGCCAAUGGUCGUAUGAAUGAGGUUGCUUCUGGCAAUGGUGAAAGUAAUGACGAAAUUGCGGCCGACGAUGAUGCUGAUAUGCGGAAUGAUGUAGACGAAGUUGGUUGCGAAGGCAACUGGCAGAGUGAAGCGAGGCAUCUCUCAGCUUCUUCUUCUUUAGCCUCUGGAAUUACUGCAGUGGCUAAAAAACAACGACCAAAGGCCAAACGUGAGGAAAAAUGGACCAUUGUACAAGGAAAAGGUAAAAUAGAAGCUGCUAGCCCAAUACCACAGCCGAAGAAAAGUACACAAGCAACGGUUGUUAAGGUUCGGGAAAAUGGGGCCGUCAUUCGCCUCCCCGACUUGCAUCCUGUGGAGAAAACAAAGACCAAACAACAACAACAACAACAACAACAGCAGCAGCAGCAGCAACAACAACAACAGAAAGAAUUUGAAAACAACGUCAAGGAUGAGACAAUUAUUGAGGCAAAAUCAAGGCGUCAACGAGAAGCCCGACGAAGCAAGGACACUAGUAAAGAUGAUGAAUUGCUUGAGAGUCUGGUGAGUGGUGCGGUAGCUUCUGGUUCAGUUUUCGGGACUACUGGUGGUAGCAAUAGUCUUACAACUGGUGUUGCUUCUGCGUCUGGUAGUGGUGAAGAGGUGACAUCCUUUUCCAUUAUGGGUGUUCCCCUUGCCAGUGUUACACAUGGUGAGCAACUCUUAUUGCCUUCUCAAGUACCUACACGUCAGAAAAAUGCAUUGCGCAUAUUUCUUCGUUCCUUAUCUAUGUCAGAAACGUCAAAUGCUAAGACUCUUCUCUUACAGAGAGCACUUCAGAGUCUACCGGAAAGUUGUUAUCAUCAAUGUCCGUCAUUGGUCUGUGCAAUUCUCCUUGAAACCAGUGACAGUUGCGUGGAUGUGGAAAAGAGCCUUCAGACAUGUUACAGGGCGCUUCAGCUUGCGGAGAAGCACAAACUUGAAACAUUUGAGAUGUUGGCACGUCUUGCCAUUACACGCACCUUUGCCCGUGUUAUUGACACUAUGGAUGCACGAGCUAACCUGACGCAAGCAGCAACAAUUGCCAUCGCUAGAAACGAGAAGGCGGCUCUCGGAUGGAUUGCCAUGCAGAUGGGUGUCACACUUGAGAUAUCCGGUCAAUUUCCCGAGUCUCUUGCUUGGUACGAGGCUGCAGAGCGGCUCGCUCGCGCCACAGGACAGCAACAGCUUCUUUGUGAUGUGCACUGUUGUCAGAGUAUUGCCUACUCUGCAGUAGGUGAGAUGACGCGGGCGCAGCGGGCGUACGAGGCAUCACGUGCAAUUCUCCCACAACUUCCACGUCACCGACACCAGCGACCGUUACAGAACUAUGCCCAGCUCAAGUGUCAAUUGGGUGAUAUGGAUGCCGCACUGCAGCUGCAGGAGAUGGAACUCGAGAUUGCAAAAGAGGCAGGUGAUACACACGCCUUAUCGCGUUGUAUGGGGGCCAUUGCAUUGACGAAGCGCUUUCUCGGUCGCUACGAUGAAGCAGCGGAGAACCACAUGGAAGAAAUGUGUGUGCAUAAUGCCCAUGACCCACGACAAUCGGUAGAGUCUCUUACUGGGGCAGCCGCCUGCUGGCGGAUGGGUGGACACUUACAAAAAGCCCACGAUUACUGCACACGCGCUUUGCGACAGGCACAACAAUGUCAGGACUUAACAACACUCGCAAAGGCAUUGGUGGAGUUGGCUGAAGCAGAGCUAAGUAUGUCUCGUUUAGACCAGGCACAACAACACCUGAGUGAGGCUCUCGCAACUGUGGCACGCGUAGAUGAAGCGGAACAGAAGCAAUAUUUGGUAAAGGCAGCUCUUUGCGAAGUGGAAUGGCGUUGCUGUAGCAUAUUGGAGCAAGUGCAUUUCCGCAAAGGUGAAGUGUUCGAGGCCUUGCAGUGCUCUGAUAGAUGCCAUGUACCCAACACGGCUCAUGUUGCCCGUCUACUGUUACGUCGUCAGCGUCGUACUGGUGCGUCUCAGGAGGUGAAAGAUAUGGAGCUUGUGAGCCGUAGCGCUAUUGAACGACUGCUGCGACGACCGGAGAUGUCCGGCUGGCGCAUUGUGUGUUACUCACUCCCAUGGAAUGAGGGUUUGGAGUUCACGGCGUACGUUCUUUCACUUGACAAGGAUGGAAACAUGACUUGUGUGGGCCAUCCGCUUCGUAUGCGGGAUGAGUUGGUGGCAUUUAUUUGUGGUCCCAACGCACUCUCGCGGAUGCUUGACGCCCCCCUCUGUACAGAGACGGGUGAACGUAUCUACGGCGAUACCCCACUGUGGCCGCAGCUUUACUCGAAGGUGGCAUUUGACUUUCAGCAGUCGUCUGAGAACGCGUCGCGGGUCUCAUCACUUGCUGAGGAACCACUAUACUGUCUGCGAUUGCUGCAUGACAGUUUUAUUCAGCCACUUGAGGCAGAUGUUGCGGGCGCAUCGGGCAUAAUUUUUGUUGGCGAUGGCGUGUUCAGCCGACUGCCAUUUCACGCCUUCCAUGAUGGAGAACGUUACCUUGCAGAGCGUUGCUGCACCAGCACCUGCUGUUCUAUGGCCCUUCUUUGCACGCACUUCGCGGAACACGAGGGGGAUGAAAAAGAAAAUAAGAAUGCGGAGAAUGUGCAGGAAGAGAGGGAAACACUACCGGUGCGGCGUUGUACAGUUGUGGAUGAUGCCAGAGGAGCCAUGACACUGCUAGACCCCUGUCUCGCUACAGCAGCGGCUGAGGGAGUGUGUGUGCGGCGCGUGGUGAUUGACGCGGAUGUGGAAGAACUGCACAAGGAGACAACUGCGGAAGUAAAAGAAGAAGAGGUAUCAGAAGGAGAAAAGGCGAAAACACAAUCCAAGGAAAAUAAAAACGAUGAUAAGGAUGCAGAAGAAUUAUGCACAGAUGCAGAAGUUGCAGCUACACAACAGUUACUAGGCAGUCUGCAUCGUCGUGGCAAAGUGAAGGGCGUGCGCAAUACUCUCUAUCGCGCAGUGCAUGAGGCGGCCGGCGGGGUACUUGAAUUGCGACUACGUGCACUACCAGAGGUGAAGGAAGACUACUGUGGAUCCUUUGUUGGAGCCUCAAGUGAUGUUAUUGCGAGUCACUCAAGUGAAGUGGCAAACACGUGGGAUUUGCGCAGUUAUCAGCUCGUUGUGUGCACAGGCGUUGGCACAUACGGCGGGUUGUCCAUACAUGAGACAGGUAUUCCAAUGUACCGCUCACUCCAAUACGCGGGGGCACGUCGCAUGUUGUUGGCAACCGGCAGUCGUGUGCCUUUAAGUGAUCGCAUUGCAGUUGCUGCCACGACAGCUGCACUGAACGGCCGCAAUACCGCCGCUGCCGUGCGGGCCGCACGUUUGCAGUGUAUAUCCGAGCAGGCACCGCUCUUUGAUUGGGCGGGAUUUUCUUUUGUGGGCCUGCCAUUCUGA